Molecule: messenger RNA, 4391 nt
Organism: Ostrea edulis (European flat oyster)
Lineage: Eukaryota; Metazoa; Mollusca; Bivalvia; Ostreida; Ostreidae
Product: ELKS/Rab6-interacting/CAST family member 1-like
Exons: 13
Coding region: 982-2376 (464 amino acids)
Molecular function (GO): ubiquitin protein ligase activity
Source: RefSeq, a predicted model, not a curated record
GAGCUUUCUGUGAGCAAUAAUUCCACAACAUUGAUGUGCGCAUGAAUUGAAUUGACGCGCACGUCAAAUGAAUUAUUGCUCUAUUGCGCGCAAUCAGGGCGGAUUUAGAGGGGGCGCAGCCGCCCCCCCCCCCCCUCCCCCCCCCCCCCUAAAAUGUUCAAAUUUAAGGUUAAUCGCGGUAUCUUGUUUUGGAAAAUGUACCAAUUUUCUUUAUAUAAUUUAUUAUUCGGACACAAAUCAUGCAAAACUUCAAUUUAUUAUUCGGGAACAAAUAAUACAAAACUUCAAUAUUUGACAACCGAACCCCUGUGGCUUAAACCGUGAACAUUGAUAUUUACAAUGUUUGAAAAGUGUAUUAACUAAAUUCUGUCGCUUUUUGUUUUUGUUUAUAUAUUUUUCACUUGGCCAAAUUUGGGUUAGCAAGAUCCGCGUACCCAAGGAUGAGAGGCACUUAAUUAUAAUGUGAUGUUUCUUUCGUUUUCCAUAUAAACGUUAUAAUGUUUAUGUAACUUAUCUACUAAAAAAUAUACAGAGCAUAUUUACAUGCAACCUGGGUACAAAAGUAUCACCCCGAAAACCGCCUCACUGUGCUUGCAUGGCUCACAAGGGCUCGUCACGAAUUGACCCUCUCUAUUCUAUAUUUGUAAAUAUAGAACAAACGAUGUCAAAUUUUAAUAAGACAAAUAUUUCGUGACGAGCCCCUGUGCAUGGCUUGGUCGGCUAGCUGUGACUCGGAUCUGUUGGGGUGGCGUAAUCCCCGAUACGUGAUAGGCCGAGGGCGAUGUAUAUAUAUAGCAGUAUAAAGAAAAUGGGCGUAUCAUUGUUGGGUCAGGGUAAACUUUUGAAUUUCCGGAAAACGUACAGGACGUUUGUACUUUCGUUUUCGAUGUGGUCGCAAGAAAAACAAAUCGAAAGCCAGGAAAGUCCACAACAGGGCAUUCACAGUUUGAUCUUCAGAGCUCGAACAGUACGUGGGUCUAGAUGGCUGCAAGAUCUACAUCGGAGUCCGAGGACAGGGAUUUUGACGAGAAAUUGGUCAAACUCAGUGAUAUAAAAGCUUUCUUCACCUGCACAAUAUGUAGCUGUCUGCUAACUGGAACUUCUACAACCAAGUGUGGACAUAGAUACUGCGCACACUGUAUUCAACAAUGGCACCAGCGACAAACCAGUUGUCCAGUCUGUAACAAACACUUGACAAUAAAUAGCGAAACACGGGACCACCAGUUUGAUGAGUUAUUGAAUACAAUUAAAGAGAAGGCAGUUACUGAGGCAGAUUUUGGGGCCAGAUACCUCCUGGAGUCAAAUGGUACAAAUGGAAAUGGCUCCAGGCACCCUGUAGACCAGAAAAUGGCGGAGAUACUGUGCGUCUUGCUGCCACAGAAAGACAAGGACCUGAAAGAAAUGGUGAAACUUCUGAUAACAGAGAAGGAUAAAGCUUUAAGUACCUUAAAGGAAAAAGACAUACCACUGAGAGACACACAGAUAAGGAUUCUGAGCGAGCGUACCAAAACGUUGGAAGAGGAAGUAAAGCAGAUGAAAACUUUGAAGGAGAAACUUGAUAAGGGUCGACAAAUUGAGGUCAAGUACAAGGAAGAAAAACAGCAGAUGAAAGAAGAGAUACAGCAUCUGAAAGGAGAAUUAAGUGUGCUACGAAAUUCAGAUGUAACUCAUCAACAGAGAGAGAAGGAGCUGUAUGGACAAUCUCAGCAACAGACAGCUGAGAUACAAUGUCUCAGGAUAUAUCUGGAUGAAAAAACAAAAGCAUUAGCAUCAGCUGACAGCCAUCAGAAGAUGGUGAAACAACUAGAGAAAGAAGUACAACGGAGAACAAAUGAGGCAUAUCAGUUACAACAGUUUGUCAAAUAUAAGGAUCUUUAUGAUGCAUGCUAUCAGGAAGCAAGUGAUUUACAACGAAUUCUUAUUGAGAAGGAAUCCAUCAUACUGGAGCAGCAAAACCAAGUCAGCAAUAUGAAUGAGACAUUGAUGACUUUAAGUAAGCAGAUACAGGAAACACCACUGUCCAUUCACCAGGCUGAGGAACGCUACCAAAAUCAGCUGCAAGAAAUGUCAGCAAACCUGAGGGCAUUUUAUGAGAAUAAAUCACAAACUGAUAUUGGAUUAAUGAAAGAGCAUGCCGAGGAACUGGCGAGAGAAUUGAAGGCAACUAGAUCCAAACACUUAGCUGACCAGCAGAGAAUGCAUGAAGAGAACAUGAAAUUACUAAAGGAGGUGGAGAGAACCAGUGUCAGUGGACCACAACAAUGUAAUGCAGAGAGGUACAGUCAACAAGAAGCAAGUCUAAGUUAUUACAAAAAUAAAGUUAACGAGCUAGAACAGCGAUUGAUUAUUCUUCAAAACAGAAGCAAUAGCCCAUAAGAAGACUGCUGAUGACAAAGUCCCCAGAAUUCGUAGACUGCUGAUGACAAAGUUCCCAAGAUUCUUGGACUGCUGAUGACAAAGUCCCCAAGAUUCUUAAACUGCUGAUGAUCAAAGUCCCCAAGAUUCUAAAAUAUUUUAUUUACAAAAUUUGUAAAUGUGUGUGUAAACUGUGUGUUAGUGUAUUUCAUUGUUUGGAUUGGUACUCAGAAACUGUCAGUAAAUCUCGCUGAGUUCAGCCAUUUGAUCUGUGAUAUCAGAAUGCCAGUACUAUAGUCAUCCAUUUUCAUUGGACAAAUAUUUUCUUUAUUCUAAGGAGGGAAGAUGUUGUGCAUUCACCCAACCCUGGCUUGGAUUUCUCGGAAAAUUCUGAAACUUAAGUUUUAGUUUUCUUUUAUUUGAGCAGUCAAAAUUUGAGUAAAAUCUCAGACUUAUGUCCAAGUUUCGACUUAUUAUAAGUUUAUUUCAAGAAAUCCAGGCCUGCAAUCUGCAUCUGUCUGACUGAGGGACAAUAGGUGGCUGCUGUGCAGCAAACCCCUAUUUAUGUUAAUGAAUCUACAUCUAUAUGAUCUCAAUAUAAAGACAUAUAAUAUUAGUUGUACAUAGAAUAGGAGAGUAUUUUAUAUGGACUUUUUAUUAUGUACAGUAAAACAUGGUUAUAACGAACCUCCAGGGCCAGCGAAAAGUUUGUUAUACCGAAACUUCAGGACAAGCGAAAAAAGUUUGUUAUAACGAACCUCCAGGGCAGCGAAAAAAGUUUGUUAUAACAAAACUUUGUUAUAUCCAAUCAAAUUUUCAUUAUCUUCCUUUCAUAGGGAAAUAAUAUCACUUCGUAAUAAGUGAAUUCGUUAUAAGCGCAUUUUACAGUAUAUGAGUUUAUUAUAUAUGUGUAUGUUGUGUAUCAAAGUGCAUUAGAUUGAUUUUUUAAAAUAUAUAUAGUCUAGAGAUUUGCUUUAUUUUUACUCUACUUUGGUAAUAUUUUUGUUGAGUUCCUGAACAAGAGUGAAUAAACAUGCAAUACCAAAAAUUUUUAUUAACAAAUUUAUAUUAUUUGAAACAAGGGUAACAGAUAUUAUGACAGCUGGAACUGUCUUUCUAUCCAGAAAUAAAAAGGAAUUAUAAAUUGCAGAAUUUAAUGCCUUUUUAGAAUGAUACAUGUAUUUAUAUGCAUGUACAAAAAUAUUUUUAUCAAGUAUGUUCGAAAACAUGAAAGUAGAUGGUUCUUCUAUAUCUACUGGAGAUUCCUAAAUAUAUGCGAGAAAUUUAUUAUUGCAAAACUAUAAGUAAGAAGCACCACUAUAUGUAAUAAAAUUACUUUUAUGUUCCUGAAAUAGGUGCAAAAUCUCUUGAUCAACAGGUCACUCGUGAAUUCAUGUUCUAAACGAUUUAAUUGUUUAUGAGUGAAUUCAUGUUCUAACGAUUUAAUUGUUUAUGAGUCAUUCACGAGUAUCAACAGGUCACUCGUGAAUUCAUGUUCUAACAAUUUAAUUGUUUAUGAGUCAUUCAUGAGUAUCAACAGGUCACUCGUGAAUUCAUGUUCUAACGAUUUAAUUGUUUAAUAUUAUUCGUGUAUUCGUAUUUAAUAUUAUUCGUGUAUUUGUAUUUAAUAUUAUUCGUGUAAAAUAAGGAAUCUACAGUAUAUAUCUAAAAAAUUUCACUGCUUUUCUUUUCUCGUUUUCAAUUAACUCUUGCCUUACUUUUAAGAUUUUGAAUAAAGUUUAUUUGAGAAUAUACACAAAAGAAUUUUGAUUUUUAUAUACAUGCAAUUAGAUUAUUGAUUUAAAUUUUGUUCUUUGUGCGUGUGUGUAGUUGUAUGUUUAGAUAAGCAUCACACUGAUUUAAACCGGUGCUCUACAAAUGCAGUAUGAGGUUUUUUUUUACUUUCCUGUUAGUUCACUGUAUAUGAUGGAGUUGUAUGAAAUGACAAGUGUUUUAGUCUCUAUCAGUUGUUCAUAUUGUUGUCCCUGUUGUAGAAUGAUUCAAUAUUAAUAAAUGUUAGAAGUCUGAUCUGCAAA